Erigeron canadensis is the source of this 2621-nucleotide messenger RNA. Its product is annotated as putative leucine-rich repeat-containing protein DDB_G0290503. Gene Ontology annotation, biological process: reciprocal meiotic recombination. Lineage: Eukaryota; Viridiplantae; Streptophyta; Magnoliopsida; Asterales; Asteraceae. The coding region runs from base 50 to 2320 and encodes 756 amino acids. The transcript is spliced from 2 exons. The record is from RefSeq and is a predicted model, not a curated record.
CUCAUUACACACUGAUAAUAUUUUCCGAAUGUGCACAGAAAGUUGAAAAAUGACGACGUCAUCACAUUCCUUACAGGCUAAUCUUUUCGCCUCAUCUUCAUCAUCCUCUUCUUCUUCUAAGUUUUGCUUUGUGAGAUCCGAUAAGAUAAACCAAAGGUCUUUCAGCUGCAAAAAGAAGGGUCAUUCUUAUUCUGCAUGGAUCAUCAAGUCAGUCAUGAACAACAAAGAAUCAAGCAUCAAUGGCGAUGAGGCAAUAGAGCCAGCAAGAAUUCUUCUCGAGAGACUCUUUGCCCAAACGCAAAAACUCGAAGAAAAGAUCGGUAAAGAUUUAAAUCUACCUCAAGAUAUUGAAUUAGAAUUGAACCUUGGAAGAUUGGAAUCAGAUCUUCAAACAGCCCUAACUGUUUUAAGGAGAAAAGAAGAAGAUUUAGAAGAUGCAGAAAAUAAAAUGCUAUCAGAGUAUCGUGAAUUAAACCAAGCCAAAGAGGAAUUGGGUAAACGGGAAGAUGUUAUUAAGUCCACUUUUUUGAAGCAGGAGAAACUCGAAAACGAGCUAAAACAAGCCAAUCUUGACUUAGCUUCUCAAGCAACCGAAAUAAGAAAUCUAAAACUUCAACUUGAAAAGCAAAAUAAAGAGAUAGCUGCUGCUCACACAGCACUUACAUUGAAAGAAAAUGAACUGAACAUCAUGAUCAACGAAUUAAAGAUGAAAUCAGAGGAAGCUGAGAAUACUGAAUCCGAGCUUAGGUCAAAGUCAAAGCUUUUGGUCGAAACAAGAGAAAUUUUGAAUAAACAAACGGCCGAGAUUCAAGAAUUGAGAAAAAACCUUCAGGAGAAGGAUGAAGAACUGCAAAUUUCUACGACACUUCUUGAAUUUGAAGAAAAGAAAGUUAAAGAAGUUGAAGCGAAUUUGGAGAAGCAGACUAUGGAUUGGCUUUUGGCAACCGAAGAAAUGAAGAAGUUAAAACAGGAAGCAACUAAACGUGGGAUUGAAGCAGAUGAUUCCUUUGAAGAAUUUACAAAAGUGAGAAUGCUACUUGCUGAUGUAAAGUCAGAGUUAGUAGCAUCACAGAAAUCGCUGGCUUUAUCUAGGAAAAGAAUGGAAGAUCAACAAGAGAUUCUAGAAAAAGAUCUUUCAGAAAUUAAAGAACAUCAGGAAAGCUUAAGUUUGUACACAAAAAGUCUAGUUAACGCAGAAGUAGAAGUCGAAAGUGAAAGAGUUAAGCUCAGACUUGCAGAGGCUCGGAAUCAAGAGCUUGAGCGGGAUUUAUCCAUGGACAAGGAACUAAUUAAGGAGUUAAAGAACCGCUUAAAAGAGGAAAAACUUUCUUUGCAGCAAGCUACUGAACAAAUGUCGGUUCUCAGAGACGAACUAGACCGGAGAAAGUCAGAAUACGGAUCAUUGCAAAAUGUUCUCGAGUCCAAAGAGUCUGAACUCGUGGAAGCAAAAUUACAGAUUCAACAUUUGAAAUCUGAGCACACAUUUCUUGAUCAUAUGCUGAAGGAGAAAGAAUCUGAACUAUAUGAUGCAAGGAAGAUGUUAGGCGAAGUGAAUCAAGAAAUCGUGAACCUGAAAACACUUUUGAGUAGUAGGGAAAACGAGCUUACUGAAACAACAUCUAUGCUAAAAGAGAAAGAGGAACAGGUCGAAAUGAUCCAACACAAUCUAAAUGAGACAAAUUUGAAGUAUUCUGAAGCCACAAGUGCUGUAGAGCGGAUUGUUGAGCUUAUAAACAAAAUAGUUAAUUCUAUUGAAGAAGGAAGCGACAUUUCAUCCAAAGAUAAACAACUUGUAACCGAACUAGAUGUGAUCAGGGAAACAUUAAGGUCACGGGAAAUGGAAGUUUUCCAAACCCAACGAGCUCUUAGAAUUAAAGAAAAGGAGCUUGAAAUGGUGCUAGAGCAGCUGAAUGAACAAGAAAAGGUGAUGAUGGCAAUGAAGCAAGAAUUGACACAAGAUGCUGAUAAUUUAAGGAAGCUUUAUGCUAUGGCGCAGGAGAGCAUUGGAGAGAAAAGUAUUGGUGAAAUGGCCGUUGAGAAACUGCAAUUAGAAGCUGCUCAACUUGAAGUUAAAGCUGCAACCAGUGCUCUUGAGAAAAUAACGGAGAUGAGUAAAGAGCUUUUGCGAACGACUAGUUUAGUUGUAGAGGCUGAUUAUGACCUGGAUAUUUCAACACAACACAUGCUUAAAAGUGAGGUACAUGUUAUUGAAGAUCAGUGUUUUACUGAGUUGAAAAAUGAAGUUUCACGGCUUUCAGAUUUCACAGAAAGGCUCAUUCAAGAGGCUGGAAUUUCUGGGGAUUCUGGUGUCACUUGCUAGUAAGCUUAGAUUUUUGUUGUAGAUAAAUAUGUGCUCUGUAACAAACGGUGCCUUGCUCUUGAUGCGCCAAGUGAUUUUGGUCGUUGGAUACAUGUACAUGGCGUGUAACUGGGGGUCGCAAUUUUGACCCGUCACUUAUAAGUGGGUCUAUUCAAGUUAUGUUUUAACUUUUAAGUUAUGUUCUCGGUUCUCUUAACACUUCAGAUUGGAAAGCGAAGGGGGGAACCCCAAGUGUAAUUUUAACCUAUAGUACCUCAAUCAUUUAGAAAGGUUAUACAGUUAAUUUAUGUAAUUUUUGUAA